CCGGGGGUGGGGUGGAGUCUCUCCCAAUACAGGGACAACCCGGGGCAGGCCUGACAGACUGGAUUGCAGCGUCCGGAGUGGCUGCUGGGGAUCUUGGCGCACCGGGCAGGGGAAGGAAGCAAGGCAUUCAGGACUACUAUGCCUGGCCAAGACCGCCGCCAGCUCUCAGAGGGGGAGCAUCCAGGUGUGACACUGUUUCGCCAGUACCUCCGAAUCCGGACUGUGCAGCCAGAGCCUAAGUAUGAUGAAGCUGUGCUUUUUUUGGAGAAGAUAGCCAAGGACUUGGGCCUUGAGUGUCAGAAAGUGGAGGUGGCCCCAGGCCGAGUAGUGACUAUAUUGACCUGGCAAGGCACAGAUCCCAGCCUCCGUUCUCUUGUGCUUAACUCCCACACCGAUGUGGUGCCUGUCUUCGAGGAACACUGGAAUCACGAUCCCUUUGAAGCCUUCAAGGACACCCAAGGGAACAUUUAUGCUCGGGGUGCUCAGGACAUGAAAUGUGUUGGCAUUCAGUACCUGGAGGCUGUGCGGAGGCUAAAGGCAGAAGGGAAGUGUUUUCCCAGGACCAUUCACCUGACGUUUGUCCCUGAUGAGGAGACUGGAGGACACCAGGGCAUGGAGCUGUUUGUGAAACGGCCAGAGUUUCAGGCUCUACGAGCUGGCUUUGCCCUAGAUGAAGGCUUGGCUAGUCCUACAGAAACUUUCACAGUCUUCUAUAGCGAACGGAGCCCUUGGUGGCUUCAUGUCACGAGCUCUGGGAACCCAGGCCACGGCUCACGGUUCAUUGAGAAUACGGCAGCAGAGAAGCUGCACAAGGUGGUCACCUCAGUCCUGGAGUUCCGAGAACAGGAGAAGCGUCGGCUACAGUCAGACCCCAGCCUGACCCUGGGGUCUGUGACCUCCGUGAACCUGACCAUGCUGGAGGGAGGAGUUGCCUUCAAUGUAGUGCCAGCCACCAUGAGGGCUAGCUUCGACUUUCGAGUUGCUCCAGAUGUGGACCUUAAGGCCUUUGAGGAACGGAUUCAGGGCUGGUGCCAGGAGGCUGGGGAAGGUGUCACCUACCAGUUUUAUCAGAGAUGGGUAGAGCCCCGAAUUACAGCCGUAGAUGACUCUAACCCAUGGUGGACUGAAUUCAGCAGAGUCUGUAGAGAGAUGAAUCUCAGUAUAAAGCCUGAAAUCUUCUCAGCUGCCACUGACAGCCGCUUCCUACGAGCUGCAGGGGUCCCAGCGCUGGGCUUCUCCCCGAUGAACCGGACACCAGUACUGCUGCAUGACCACAACGAGUUCCUGAAUGAAGCCGUGUUCCUUCGGGGCAUUGACAUCUAUGCCCGACUGCUGCCUGCCCUGGCCAGUAUGCCAGCCCUGCACAAUGAGUGCUAACAGCCCCACCUAAUAGCAGCCUCUGGCUUCUCCUAGUGCCUUCCCCUCCCCAACCUGCUUAGGCCUGGGACUUUCCCCUUAGGAACGUAAUGCCAAAGACCCUGAUCUCCAAUAAAACCAUAUCUUGGUGCUGA
Phascolarctos cinereus (koala) is the source of this 1511-nucleotide messenger RNA. RefSeq names its product aminoacylase 1 (gene ACY1). NCBI's taxonomy places the organism in Eukaryota, Metazoa, Chordata, Mammalia, Diprotodontia, Phascolarctidae. Gene Ontology annotation, molecular function: aminoacylase activity. Gene Ontology annotation, biological process: amino acid metabolic process. The record is from RefSeq and is a predicted model, not a curated record. Gene Ontology annotation, cellular component: cytoplasm.